This is a messenger RNA of Parathielavia appendiculata, 2848 nucleotides long. RefSeq names its product glycoside hydrolase family 55 protein. Lineage: Eukaryota; Fungi; Ascomycota; Sordariomycetes; Sordariales; Chaetomiaceae. Gene Ontology annotation, molecular function: polygalacturonase activity. The record is from RefSeq and is a predicted model, not a curated record. Bases 230 to 2527 code for a protein of 765 amino acids. The transcript is spliced from 7 exons.
CUCUCCCUUCCCUGGAAUGCGCCCGUGGCGGUGUCUCUCGGGUAACGGCUUGCGUCUUGUGAAGAAUGGAACAUCGGGCUGCGACUAUAUAACCGGGCACCCUCCUCCAUUCGGGCUGACCUCAGGUUCUGUCCUCCUCCAACGCACUGGACGGGCUUGUUUUAGGUAACUUGCCAGGCUUCGUUUCAUCCCCUCCAGGUUGGCUACAUAGCCGCCAGUUCGCCGCGUCAUGCGCUUCGUCUCAGCUUUACUGGCUGCUGCCAGUCUGGUGGCGGCCGUGAAGGGACAUUGGCUUGGGGACAUUCCCCAUCAAGGUUUUGCGCCCUUUGCUGGCGCCAACUAUCCGGUAUUCCGCAAUGUGAAAGACUAUGGGGCAAGGGGUGACGGCGUCACGGACGACACGACGGCCAUAAACGCUGCCAUCAAUGCUGGAAACCCUUGUAACAAGGGCUGCGCAUCGACAACCAUGACCCCGGCCGUCGUCUACUUUCCUGCGGGCACCUACCUCAUCUCGUCCUCCAUCUUCCCAGCCUACUUCACUCAGCUCAUCGGCGAUGCUGCGGCUCCGCCCACCCUCAAAGCGACGCCAAACUUUGCCGGGUUUGGUCUCAUCGACGGCAAUCCGUACUACACCCCUGUGCUUAACUGGAAGGCUGUGAAUGUCUUCUUCCGGCAGGUGCGCAACUUUGUCAUUGACACAACGGCCAUUCCGCCUGGGACAGCCGCCACGGGUAUGCACUGGCCGACAUCUCAGGCGACCAGUCUGCAGAACCUCGUAUUCAACAUGCCCGCAACCCCUGAUGUCGUCCACGUCGGCCUGUUCAUGGAAGAGGGAAGCGGAGGCUUCAUGACUGAUCUGACCUUCAAUGGAGGCGCAACUGGUGCCAGCAUGGGCAAUCAGCAGUAUACCAUGCGGAACUUCAAGUUCAACAACUGCAAAACCGCCAUCAUCCAAAUCUGGAAUUGGGGUUGGACUUACAGCGGACUUUCCAUCAACAACUGUCAGGUUGGCAUCGACAUGUCUGCAGGGGGUUCCAGCGCUGUCAAUGUCGGCUCCGUUACGCUUUUGGACAGCGCCUUCACCAAUGUGCCCGUUGCUAUCCUUACCGCUUGGACCAGGGAUUCCAAUCCGGACACGGCUGGCAGCCUUGUUAUGGAAAACAUUGCGUUGAACAACGUCCCGAUUGCAGUCAAAGGCCCUGGCGGAACUAUGCUCGUUGGAACAGCCGGGUCCAUGAACAUCGAAGCGUGGGGCAGCGGCCACAGCUACACGCCCUCGGGCCCGGUCGAGUUCGCUGGGGCGGUCACUCCCAACCCACGCCCUGCGGUGCUACUCUCCAACGGGCGGUACUACACACGCUCCAAGCCGCAGUACGAGAACCUGCCGGCAUCCUCCUUCCUCUCGGUGCGCUCGGCUGGCGCCAAAGGUGACGCAUCCACCGACGACACUGCGGCGCUCCAGAACGCCAUCAACACAGCGGUCGCGCAGAAUAAGAUCCUCUUCCUUGACUACGGCCUGUACCGCGUGACGAGCACGAUCCUCAUCCCGCCCGGGGCCAAGAUCGUGGGUGAGUCGUUUCCCGUCAUCCUGUCGUCGGGCGCCUUCUUCAACGACGUCAACAACCCGAAGCCCGUGGUCCAGGUGGGCAGCACCUCGGGCCAAGCCGGGUACGUCGAGCUGAGCGACUUUGUCGUCUCGACGCAGGGCGUGCAGGCGGGCGCGGUGUGCAUUGAGUGGAAUCUGGCCACCAGCGGGACGCCCAGCGGCAUGUGGGAUGUUCACGUGCGCAUCGGCGGCUUCACGGGCACGCAGCAGCAGGUGGCGCAGUGUCUCAAGACGCCGGGCAACCCAACGGUCAACCCCAACUGCCUGGUUGCCUUCAUGGCGAUGCACGUCACCACGGCGGCCAGCAAUUUAUACAUGGAGAAUGUGUGGUUGUGGACUGCCGAUCAUGAUAUUGAUGACCAGCCGAACACGCAGAUUACCGUCUAUAGCGGGCGUGGUCUCUAUAUCGAAGCCGAGAAUGGUCCGUUCUGGCUCUGGGGCACCGGCUCUGAACACCACGUCCUGUAUCAGUAUCAGCUGGCGAACACACGCAACAUCUUUAUGGGCCAGAUCCAGACCGAGACGCCGUACUACCAGCCCACGCCGAACGCCCUCGUGCCGUUCAAGCCCGUCGCCGCGAUCAAUGAUCCCGACUUCACCGCUUCGUGUGCCGGCGUGGAGGGCAACUGCGCGGCAGCAUGGGGCCUGCGCGUCAUCGACUCGCGCGACGUGUUGGUGUACGGCGCCGGGCUGUACUCGUUCUUCACCGACUACAGCACGGCAUGCUCGACCUUCUCGGCGGGCCAGACGUGCCAGCAGCGCAUCACGUCGAUCGAGGGCUCGGCGAGCAACGUGAACAUCUACAACCUCAACACGGUUGGGACGAGGGAAAUGCUCACACGGAACGGGGCGCGGAUUGCGUGGUUUGCGGAUAACGUGAACACGUUCGCGUCGAAUCUGGCCGUUUACAAGAGUGGUUGAGGGAGGCAGUGUGUUUCAACAAACGGCGAGCGUAGUUGGGUAGCUGAUUUCCGCGUCAUAGAGGAUCAUGACUGUUUACCCCUCCAAGGAAUAGCCAACAUCUUUCCCCUGGUUCUCCCUCCCCAGCUCAACCAACCUCUUACGCAACCCCUCGGCUGUCCUCCUUUCCUUCCCAUCCCCCAGCACAGAGAAGUCACACCGAUCCACCCACUCCCCAACGCCAUGCUGCAGCACAUUCCGCGCCCGCUCCUUGCUCCCUUUGGCGUGGCCCACCGACCCAUGCAGCGUCAUUCUCUCCCUCUCUCCGUAAUAAACCCCGCG